GCAACAACAGUCCAAGAGACCACAGCGCAGCGCCAACGCCGCCGAACGCACCCACAACCAUGACCCCCUCCAUGAUGGCCACUCGCAACGCGUUCCCGCUCAACACCCCGGCGACGCUCAUGUACGUGCGCGAGAAGACCAGCAGCGACGCGACCAAGACCGACUUCGUCACCGCAUCAGAGCCCCGCGACUCGACGGGGGCCAAGCUGUCGCGCAAGAUGAAAGAGCUGUUCGGGAGCAGCAAGAGCCAAAAGCAAGCGCUGAGCCCCUCCGAGCAGCGCGAGAGCAGGAAAGAGGCGCAGCGACGGCAGUACGUCGACUCGCUGGCGUUUGUGCGCACGGGGUUUAGAUGAAGAGGGUGCCACGUAGCUACAACCGCUGUAGGUUUUGUCUGCGGGAGCCGCAGCGCCUCGCAUGACCUGUAAAUAUGAACACGCUAUUCUGUAUUUCCCCCUCC
This is a messenger RNA of Phytophthora sojae, 457 nucleotides long. RefSeq lists its product as hypothetical. NCBI's taxonomy places the organism in Eukaryota, Oomycota, Peronosporomycetes, Peronosporales, Peronosporaceae. The transcript has a single exon. Bases 60 to 353 code for a protein of 97 amino acids. The record is from RefSeq and is a predicted model, not a curated record.